AUGUUAUCAGGCCAGCAGACCUGGUUCGUGCUGCCAUUACAAUCUCAAAAUCAGCAAACACAAAAUUCUUCGAUUUUCACCAUUCCAACAGAAUCGCUAUUGCAACAAUCGCAAAUAGAAAAUCAUCCAAGAAAUUUUCAAAAAAAUUUAUUAGCUACGAUUCAUGGAACUCAACAACAACAACAACAACAACAACAACAAGUUUCAACAGGGGCAACACCGGAAUUAGUUUCAUAUAUGAAUAAUGACCAAAUGCUACGACACCGAGAUUUGCCUAUUGAACCUAUAGUGCAUCAUUAUCAUCAAAAGGCGGUUAAUGAAACCUACACGACGGAUACCGCUAAGCGUGUGCCUUUUCCGAAUAAUAACCCUUCUCAAUUUUCAAUGAAUGAAAAUGGAACUUCACUGAAUACAGAAAUUCCUUCCACAAUAAAUGUUCAUCACCAUCCAUUCGCUUCUGAAUCCCAGUCAAAUAAACAACUCGUAAAAUUUGGUACAAGAUCAAAUGCAAGACAACAACAGUUACCGGAAUUAGCCAGUCUCAGGUUGGCACUUCUUCAUAUAAAAGUUCCAGCUUCAACCAUAUCCAAUAGACAAUCACUGAAUACUUCAAGGUCCAGACACUCAUCAUCUCGACAAUUUAUAUCACCAUAUAUCUUGAAACGAUUAUCUGGAGUUCAGCCUAGAGCACAACGACGGCCUGAAGUAUCACAGUUACCGAUCCUAGCAAUUGUUACGUCUGAACCGAACGAUCCAACGCAACAAUUUGCGCCGCGAAGAUUAUCACAGACUAGUACUCUCGACAGAGCACUUCUUGAACCAGUUUUAGCAUCUCAAACGACGACGCUACAACCAGCUCACACAUCUCUAAAACAAAAUCGAUCUCCUAUAGCUGCAGAAGAUAUUAGAGCAGCCUUACUUAGCGCCAAUAACGCAUUUCUGGAGUGUUGCAAAGAGAAAAAUAUCGAUGCUAAAUGUGAAUCGCGAUGUAAUUUCGACAUUAUCGAUCGCAGAUUGCUGACGGCAAUGUUUGUUGGCUCAGAUCCGUGCCCUCGAAGUAACGGUAGGAGCUUAUUAUCAUGCGCUGCUCAGGAUUCCGACCAUACCAACUGCUGCCGUGAAAGAGGUGUACAACAGACAGCUGCUGGUGACAAAUGUUUAAGAUUCUGUCAAAUGACCCCCGGAUCCAACUUUCAGGCAGAUGUAAGUAUGCUGCCAUGUUGGGGUGUACUCAAGAAAAUCAAACAUUGCUUUCGUCUUAGUCUUAUUGAAAAGCAUAACAUCCAAAAUGCUACAUAA
Cercopithifilaria johnstoni is the source of this 1299-nucleotide messenger RNA. NCBI's taxonomy places the organism in Eukaryota, Metazoa, Nematoda, Chromadorea, Rhabditida, Onchocercidae. The record is from the annotation of a GenBank genome assembly.